AUGAGAUUCAUGUUCUCAUUUUCUGCCUGCCUGCACUGCACCCCAUCCCCACACCACAACCCACCCCAUCAGGUGCGCCACAAUCUUGCGAGCUACGAGUUUGAGUACCGGCGCUGUGGCCCCACAGUGCUGGGCAACGCGUCCCUGCACGAGUUCAUGUGGGCGCUCUCUGUGGUCCAGUCUCGCGGCUUUCAGGACCCGCGGUGGGGGAAUGUGGUGACGUUUGAACCGAUAGGCCCUGGUGGAGUGGACGGAACAGGGGAAGCAGGGGCGGGAGGGUCGGGCGGAGGGUCGGGAGGAGGUUCGGGCGGAGGUUCGGGUGGAUGGUCGGCCGGAGGUUCGGGAGGAGGGUUGGGAGGAGGGUCGGGCAGGGGUGCGGGCGGAGGUUCGGAAGGGCCGGGUGGGCCAUCAGGGGCAGUGGAGGUGCAGGUGAAGAAGGGUGCGGUGCUGCUGGUGCCUCCUGCAGAGUUCUUUGACCACAGCAACGACUUCCAUGCCGCCUAUACGUUUGGGGCAGAUGGGGAUACGUUUGAGUUUGGCGCAGAUGGGGAUACGUUUGAGUUUGGCGCAGAUGGGGAUACGUUUGAGUUUGGCGCAGAUGGGGAUACGUUUGAGUUUGGCGCAGAUGGGGAUACGUUUGAGUUUGGCGCAGAUGGGGAUACGUUUGAGUUUGGCGCAGAUGGGGAUACGUUUGAGUUUGGCGCAGAUGGGGAUACGUUUGAGUUUGGCGCAGAUGGGGAUACGUUUGAGUUUGGCGCAGAUGGGGAUACGUUUGAGUUUGGGGCAACAGUGAGUGUGAGGCAGGGCAAGGAGGUGAGCACGAGCUACGGGCUGCGGGGCAACGAGGAUCUGCUGGAGGCGUAUGGCUUCGUGCUGCCGGGGAACAUGCUCGACCACGCCCCACUGCUGCCCUCGCCCUCUCCAUCCCCCUUUGGAGCCGACGGUACAACGUUUGAGUUUGGGGCAACAACUGAGGUAAAGAGGGGCGAGGAGGUGAGCACGAGCUACGGGCUGCGGGGCAACGAGGAUCUGCUGGAGGCGUAUGGCUUCGUGCUGCCGGGGAACAUGUUUGACAGUGCCCCCCUGCUGCCCUCGCUCUCCCACGCUGUUCACCUCGUUGCCGCUCUCGUCCACCACCAUAUGGAGCAGCCGCAAGUGGUUGGCAGAGAGGAAGCGCUGUACCAUGGAGGCUCACAGCAGCGAGGGAUCAAGCUGGCAGUGCAGCAGGAGGGACAGAGGGGCCCUUCCUCUCGCGCGCAACCUGCACCCUCGUCCGUUCAUUGGCGGGAAGAGAUUAAGCAGAAGCUGCUGCGCGUGUGGGGGAGUGCUGGUGCUGGUGCUGGUGCUGGUGCGUGGCUUAUUGACGGUGGAGAGAGAAGCGGGGAGGAAGAACCUGAGCGCACGACUAUUCCGCUGCAUCGGCUGAAGCGGCAGCUGUGGCGGGUGGCAGCGAGGGCAGUGGAGGCCGUGGUGAGGGAGCGGGAGGAGGGAGGGAAGUUCUACAGCGCCGCGGAGAGCGGUGGCCCGCCGUUUGAGUUGAUGCAGCGGGUCAGGAGAGUGAGCGAGGUGGAGGAGAUAAUGGGGGGCGUGGAGGAGAGGACAGAGGCGGACAAGGAGGGCAGGGUGGGCGUGGCGGUGUGGGCGAGAGGGCUCGUGGAGCCCAAUCUCAUCGCUGCCCUUGCUGCUGUGUAUUACUACUUGCACUAUCGACGAGGUGCGAUCUCUGGCCGGACAGGUGAGGCGGGCAGGGAGGUGGGUAUGGGCGUGGCGGUGUGGGUGAGAGGGCUCGUGGAGCCCAAUCUGAUUGCUGCUCUUGCUGCUGUGUUCUACCAUCUGCAGUAUCAACGAGGUGCGUUCUCUGGCCCUUGCUGCGAUGUUCUACUACCUGCAGCAUGGAAAAGGUGGGGCUUUGGCUGUGGUACCACUGCUGUUUGCAGCACCAGACAGGUGAGGCGGACAAGGAGGCGAGGGUGGGCGAGAGGGCUCGUGGAGCCCAAUCUAAUCGCCGCUCUUGCUGCUGUGUUCUACUACUUGCAGCAUGGAAAAGGUGGGGCUUUGGCUGUGGUACCACUGCUGUUUGCAGCACCAGACAGACCCCCCUGCAGUGCUGACCAGCUCAGCAGUCUAUCUGGGGUGGGCCACCCCCCUGCAGUGCUAACCAGCUCAGCAGUCUACCUGGGAUGGGCCGUCAGCAACAGCACGUGCCGGUUCCUCUCCUCGCCCGCCCCUGACAUGCUGCCCGCCCUCCAAGCAGCGGCCGACACCGUUCGUCUGCUAGCGCAGGCGCGGCUGCAGCAGAUGCCGACCAGCAUAGAAGAGGACGAAGCGAUCCUGAGGGAGUUGGAGCGGUGCAAGAGCGGCGGGAAGAUGGGGGAAGGGGAGGGGGUGAAGGGUGGGAAACUGGGGAAGGAAGGAAAGAAGAAGCUAGCACAGAGGGAAGCCGAAGCGAUCCUGACGGAGCUGGAGCGGUGCGGGAAGAGGGAGGGGAAAGAGGAGGACGGGAGACGGGUGGGAAGGAGGGGAGAGGCAGAGGCAGAGGGAGCAAAGGAAGGCGAGGAGGUAGAAGAGAGGGGCGAUGAGGAGGAGAGGAGGAAAAGGGAGGACGAGGAGGUUGAGAGGGGUUGUGAGGAGUGGCGGACAGGAGGUGGUGGAGAUGGGGAGAGAGGGAGAAGCGGGGCAGGAGGGACACUCACAGGAGGGAGGCUGACAGGAGGGGGGUCGAGAAGAGGGAAGUUGAGAGGAGGGAGGUUGAGAGGAGGGAGGAUGGGAGGGGAGAUGAUGACAGCGAUGGGAGUGCGGUGCAGGUGUGCAGUGCUUCUGCCAGUGCUGGAUGAGAAGCUAACAGCGAUGCAGUUCCGGUUGAGCAGGAAGCGAGUGCUGCAGGGCGUGAUGACCCGCCUGGAGGCUGCCUGCCCUCCCACUGACAGCCCGGUUUCAACUUAG
Closterium sp. Naga37s-1 is the source of this 2943-nucleotide messenger RNA. Lineage: Eukaryota; Viridiplantae; Streptophyta; Zygnematophyceae; Desmidiales; Closteriaceae. The record is from the annotation of a GenBank genome assembly.